AUGCACGAGAACUGCGGCCUUGCUCGGUCGUCUGACGUGCUCUCAUCGAAGCCUCUCAGCAGGCCGGUAAAGCCCUGCGAUAUCAGUAAUCUCAUGUCUCCCCCCGAGCCAGCCCCACUCGAUAUGUGCACCAGCAGGCCGUCGGCUGCUGCGAGCGACAAGGCCAGCACUCCGCCCGCCGAUACGCGGGUGCCGCUAUCGCCGCCUGUGUCGCCCUUCUCGAAGCCAUCGAACUCCAUCAACCCGGUGCCUGCUACGCACAAUUUCGCGGUCAAGGACCCUAUUCUCUACCCUGCUACCGAGCCGCUGCCCCCUACGACCCCUGGCUCGCUGUUUAGGCCUGCGUCGGCAUGGGGGUCUUCUCGCGAUUACAGCAGAAGGACUGCUGUAUCCGAGACCGAGCAGCGCGUGAUCAAUGAGCACAUUGCGUCGCGCCCGGCAGACCUCUUCCGCAACUCGACGCCACCCAAGCGCGAGGACUACGAGCUAGCCCUCUACUUCAAGUCUAACUGCCUCCGAAUGUUCCAGAAGGACCCUGCAGGUUGGCUGCGCCAGGAACGUCAGCUGCUGCGGGCCGACCGGAAGCAUACUGCCUGGUCCAACACCCUUUCAUCAUCGAGGCCGCAUCAACAAGUCCUUGCGCCAAAGCCUGUUACUUCAUCCGUGCUUGCUCCCGACACGACCUCGGCCAAGGUCCCGCCUGUGCGUGUGCAUAAGCCUAGAGCCGCCCGUCCAAAGACUGGUCCUACUCCCAGGCCCAUUCGAGCUACUCCGACUCCAUCUUCUCGUCACGAUACCAUUCAUGUCGGGGCGACAUCCCCGGAACAGCAGCCGCGUGUCCGUACUGUGGCGCCGAACCGCGAAGACAAGGAUUUCGAGGCUCUUGAGGAUCUGUCCCCGCCUCUCAGCUCGCUUCCACCUAAGCCAAAUUGCCUGAAGGUCGAUUGGAAGGGCAACGCGCUUGACUUGAGCAACGACCCUCAUCGGCACUUGCUUCAUCCCGACGAGCUCAGCCUGGCGAGCAGCCUGCGGCUCGACUGCGCUACGUACCUCACCAGCAAGAGGAGGAUCUUCCUCAGGAGAUUGGAGUGCGCGCGAAUUGGCAAGGAGUUCCGCAAGACGGAUGCACAGCAGGCGUGCAAGAUUGAUGUUAACAAGGCGUCGAAGCUGUGGCAGGCUUUUGAGAAAGUGGGGUGGUUGGAUAUUAAGUGGAUGAAGCCUUAUUUGGAGAGGAGUUGA
Messenger RNA from Thermochaetoides thermophila DSM 1495, 1239 nucleotides. RefSeq names its product SWIRM domain-containing protein. The record is from RefSeq and is a predicted model, not a curated record. Gene Ontology annotation, cellular component: nucleus; SAGA-type complex. Gene Ontology annotation, molecular function: protein binding; transcription coactivator activity; chromatin binding. The transcript has a single exon. The coding region runs from base 1 to 1239 and encodes 412 amino acids. Lineage: Eukaryota; Fungi; Ascomycota; Sordariomycetes; Sordariales; Chaetomiaceae. Gene Ontology annotation, biological process: chromatin remodeling; regulation of transcription by RNA polymerase II.